This is a messenger RNA of Cylicostephanus goldi, 759 nucleotides long. The record is from the annotation of a GenBank genome assembly. NCBI's taxonomy places the organism in Eukaryota, Metazoa, Nematoda, Chromadorea, Rhabditida, Strongylidae.
AUGCAAAGUACUCACUUCUUUUCAGGUGACAACUCAGAUGAGGAAGAUUGUGGGGAAUACCGAUGCCCACCAGGGAAAUGGCACUGUAAUGGCACAGGACAUUGCAUCGAUGAAAUCAAACUUUGCGACGGCGUCAAAGAUUGCGCUGAUGGAGCCGAUGAAGAGCAUUGCUCGCAAAAUCUGUGCCCAUCUCUGGGAUGUCAAGCUGGAUGUCACGCAUCACCACAUGGAGGAGUUUGUACUUGCCCGAACGGCUAUAGGCUUGAUGAGCGAUUUCAUAGGACGUGCUCGGACAUCAACGAAUGCGCUGAAUUUGGUUAUUGCGAUCAACUUUGUGCCAAUCAUCGUCCAGGUUUCACAUGCUCAUGCAUAGGAGAAUGCUAUACUCUUAUGAUGCUUCACGGCCCAGGACAAGAUAAUCUGACCACUCGCGGCUAUUGUAUCUCACAAAAUGCGGAGAAAAUGAAGCUUUUCGUUGCCAGGAGAGAAGGGCUCUAUAAACUGGAACCAAACGGGCCUAAUGCUGAGCCAAAGCGACUAGCAUCGGGAGAGUUCAUUUAUGGUAUAGAUUUUGACUACGGCGAUCGUAAGGUAUUUUGGACCGAUCGACUAUCACAUUCCGCAUUUAGCGCUGAUGUUGAUGAGGAGGGAGAUAUCUCACAUAUCAAGAAACUCGGCUUGAAAUCGCUGGUCUAUCCUCGGUCUUUGGCUGUGGAUUGGAUCACCAAUACGCUGUACAUCAUCGAGUCCGGUGAGUGA